AUGGACCCCGCCACCGACCUGGAGGCCCGCAGCACUGGCAACGGCACUGGCCAUGAUGAUGGUGUAGGCGGAGCCAGCAAUGGCUCAGGCACCAAGCUCACGACUCCCACGAAUGCCGUCGGGACGGCUGCCAAUGGCCCGCCGAGCUCUGACGAUGACGACGCCGCGCACGACGACUCGGACACGUGGGCAUCUGCCGUUACCAGUCCGGCGUCCAUCACUUCGCCCCCAUAUUGGACGAACAGCCACUCCCACCAAAGGUCCAUAUCCAACAUGUCGGCCGAGUCGGUCCUGCCGGCAGGCGCCAUCACCAUGCAAGAUCACGAGGUCAGCGACCCCGACCAUCGCAAUAAGGCUUGUUGGGCGAAGAGCGUCGAGAUUGUUGAUCACGUUGUGAUCAACGGCAGCGCGACCAACAUCGGUGCCUUUGUGGUUUGGAAUAUCAAAGUCGAGACGCUGCGGGGAAGUUAUAUGAACAUCCGCAAGCGCUACUCCGAAUUCGACGAUCUGAGGGAGAAGCUGAUGAUGACAUUUCCACACUUUGAGGCUGCCGUUCCGCCUCUCCCACCGAAAAGUGUGAUAUCGAAGUUCAGACCCAAGUUCCUCGACAAGCGGCGGCAGGGCCUCCAAUACUUCCUCAACUGUAUUAUGCUCAAUCCCGAGUUCUCUGGGUCUCCGGUGCUCAAGGAUUUUCUUUUCUCGUGA
This is a messenger RNA of Verticillium nonalfalfae, 705 nucleotides long. It is a transcript of the gene YPT35, whose product is annotated as PX domain-containing protein ypt35. Lineage: Eukaryota; Fungi; Ascomycota; Sordariomycetes; Glomerellales; Plectosphaerellaceae. The record is from RefSeq and is a predicted model, not a curated record. The transcript has 3 exons. The coding region runs from base 1 to 705 and encodes 234 amino acids. Gene Ontology annotation, cellular component: endosome. Gene Ontology annotation, molecular function: phosphatidylinositol-3-phosphate binding.